ACGUGAUAGAAAGGAAAAACUCAAGAAAAAACACUUCGAACAAAAAAAAAAAAAGAAGGAGAAGAAAAAGACGGAACCAAAAUCUUCAGAUGGGAGUCAAUUUCUGAUUCUCAGUCAUCAUUCGAGUUUGCGUGAAUUGUCUUGUGGAAUCGCGUUGCGACCAUCGUCCUCGUCCUCGUCCGAAGCUACAAGCUCCUUCGAUUCAGUCGCAAUUUGUCGAAGACAAGUUGAAUUUGGUGGAAGUCGGAUUUUCUGUAGCAGGCUUGAUUCGCGGGGAUAUAUCGAAAUGCAGACAUCGAGGGCGAGGCUGUUCAAGGAAUACAAAGAGGUGCAGCGGGAGAAGGGAGCUGAUCCGGACAUUCAGUUGGUUUGCGAUGACUCGAACAUAUUUAAGUGGACUGCUCUUAUCAAGGGACCGUCGGAGACUCCUUUUGAGGGUGGUGUUUUCCAGCUCGCCUUUGCUAUACCUGAGCAGUAUCCACUGCAGCCGCCUCAAGUUCGUUUCCUGACUAAGAUAUUUCACCCCAACGUGCACUUCAAGACUGGGGAGAUAUGCCUUGAUAUUCUGAAGAAUGCAUGGAGUCCUGCCUGGACACUUCAGUCUGUUUGCAGGGCUAUAAUAGCUCUCAUGGCCCACCCUGAGCCUGACAGCCCAUUAAAUUGUGAUUCAGGAAACCUACUCCGAUCGGGUGAUGUGAGAGGAUACCAAUCCAUGGCAAGAAUGUACACCAGACUCGCCGCCAUGCCGAAGAAAGGCUGAAACCAAUCAAUUGCACAUGUUCGAUUGAUGUAUUGGCGUCUUUACGAGCAUGCGUGUAAAAUAACUCCAGGACUCUUCAUAUGAAGAUGUAACUGUAUGGUUCUUUGUCGGGACGAACUCUUAAUUAAUGAAGCCGUAGUUGGGCUAGAGAACAGAGUUGGUAUGUUGUUUGCUAUACAAUUCGAUGCCAUUUACUAGAUUUGGUGUUGAGCUUAUCCUCCCUCCAGAUGGAUUCUCUUCACAAGUUCAGUAACUCUGGUGAACAAGCCUGUAUCUUGCUGAGCUCAAACUGGAGCUUAUGUCUCUUUUUUUGGGAAUAAUAUUGAGCUUGUGCCCGAGAUUGAAUAUCAA
Molecule: messenger RNA, 1111 nt
Organism: Syzygium oleosum
Lineage: Eukaryota; Viridiplantae; Streptophyta; Magnoliopsida; Myrtales; Myrtaceae
Product: protein PEROXIN-4
Exons: 6
Coding region: 287-760 (157 amino acids)
Source: RefSeq, a predicted model, not a curated record